Messenger RNA from Diuraphis noxia (Russian wheat aphid), 3958 nucleotides. RefSeq names its product sickie (gene sick). The record is from RefSeq and is a predicted model, not a curated record. Gene Ontology annotation, molecular function: ATP hydrolysis activity; protein binding; ATP binding. Gene Ontology annotation, biological process: neurogenesis; nervous system development. NCBI's taxonomy places the organism in Eukaryota, Metazoa, Arthropoda, Insecta, Hemiptera, Aphididae.
CCGGCUUCUUUGCCGCGUCUCCAUCGGUGUCCGUCGUCAUCCAUGCACAGUGUGUGGCGUAUAAUGUUGUUAUCAUUGCUAUAAAUCGAACUUCUGUCGUGGACAAUAUUCGACACUGAUUUUGUACUUCGUAUUGUCACGUGCGUUGCGGACGGAAACUAUUUGGAUAUAUGGACCGAGGAAUAUUCACUCCAGUCACCUAAUGGCCAACAACCUAAUGGAGAUAACUUGGACACCGUCCAUGAAAAACAAACUAAAAUAAAAAAAAAAAACAUUACUUUUCGUUGAAUGAGCUSGUCACAGAAAAUUUAUAUCAUCAAUGUCAAUGUCUGGAUGUAUCAGGGUAUCCCGGACGGGAGUCCGAAAUGAUAGCUCUGUGCAGACUCAUCAACAACAGUAUGCCCAGAUAAUUAAGGUAUAUACAGAUUGGGCAAAUCAUUACUUAGAUAAAGCCAAAUCAAAGAAAAACAUUAAAGAUCUGCAACUAGAUUUAGCUGACGGUGUUCUGCUUUCAGAUCUUGUCGAAACAAUUUGCAAUCAUCGGUUGCCGGACGUGAACAGGAAACCAAGGACCCAUUUACAAAUGUUGGGWAAUAUCAAGAGUUGUUUAGACCUUUUGGAGACACUGGGUGUAGCUUUGGAUGGUAUAACAGCCCAUGACGUCAAGGAAGGUAACUUGAAAGCCAUAUUGGGUUUAUUCUUUGCUCUUUCAAAGUACAAACAGAAACAGAAACAACAACAGAAAUCUGAAGGCCCCAAGUCGAGAAUACCUACAGAUAUGAAGCAAUCAAGGCUUCCUGGACCCACCCUACACUCGGGCAGUAUUACGAGUAUACCGACCCCGUUCGCUCAGAGAUUUCAUCAAUUGCAAAAUACACCUGCCGUCAACAGUCCAUACACUGGAAUCAAGUGUACAUCAAACAGUAGUUCCAGAUCAACUAGUCCUCACACGUUUAUACCAUCACCAAAAAAUAUCAUUAGAACACCAGUUGCCUCACCUAAAAAUACAAAUCAAAAAAAUGGAAUGUCUGUUAAAACUAACAUUGCUAGCCCAUAYAGUUCAGCCCAAAAAAACAGCGCAUUGUUGGAAAAGUUAAAAGCUUCUAAUCAAAAGGAAAAAUCCAACAAACAAGUUAUCAGUAGUACUAAAAGAACUUCCAGCUCUAGUGGUUUUAGUUCUGCUCGUUCAGAACGUAGUGAUUCAUCAAAUAGUCUUUCAAAUGAACCAAAAACAGUGCCUAGUCUAGAUAAAAAAGAAAAUUUGAUAGAAGUGCCAAAACCAGUAUUAAGAAAAAAAAUUGUAAGGCCACCUGUUCCAUCUGAGUCACGUCUUUCUAAAAUUAGUAUUAAAUCAUCUACACCUCCUAAAUCUGAAAGUCAACAAAGAAAAAGUUUAGAGAUAUUAAAUUCAGAUAAAGAAGAUUUAAAUAGUUCAUCCACAAUGGAAUUAUCCCAAAGUCAAUCUAGACUCAGCGGUACUGGAAUCCCAAAACCAGUAGCCACUGUCAAAGGAAYGAMAAAACCCACACACUGUGUAGCUCCAAUGCAACAGAUAAAUUCAGAACUUAAAAAAGUUGAUGACCCAUUAGAAAAAAAUAAUGUUAAACCACUUGAUAUAUGUAAUGAACCUAAAAAAUCUGAAAAUACUUCUAGUUUGAUUCUGAACGAAUCAAAACAUGACAAGCAAAGCUCGUUUACAGAAGAAGAUGAUCCAGCAUUGAAUGUAAAGCCAAUGGAACCGUUAUUAAGAGGAUAUAAAAGAUCUAUUAUUGUACCCCAGCACAGGACUAUACCAUCAGAUUUAGGAUUAACUCAAAAUAACUGUAUGAAUGGUAAUUUUCAAGAAAAACGCAUUUCUGCAGAUUCUGAUUAUGGACAACAAUCUUCAGGUUAUGUAUCGGAUGGUGAUGUUCUUCAGUAUGAUAUUCAAUCUCGACAAAUUCUAGUUACAGAUCCAGGUUACAUAUCUGAAGGUCCAGUAUACAAUGAUUCAAAUAAUAGAAAUAUUUCAAAUGAUGGACUCGAUGCAAAUAUAAAUGAUUCAAAUAAUCAAUUGGCAAUCAAACAACAAAUCAAGCUGAACCGAUUCAACGUGGGCCCAGACGGGGGCUCGUCAAGUCUUGGUCCUGAUGUUAGUCCUCCAACUAGCCCUCCAGAACCUACACCUGUAGCCCCUGUUUACAAAGUGGUUACACGUAACCAUGUCAAGAAGUCAGACAGCGGACAGCAAACCGAGUUAAAUAAUUCAAGCCUAAGACAAUCUUCACAAUGGAAAAAGUACAUUGAAGCUGGAAAAAAUGCAGAACAAAUUAGAUCAAAUGAUUUUGAAAGAGUACGUGACAAACAAAGUCCAAGACGAACCGAUAAAAAACGAUCAACUGAUGGAUCUCGUGAGGACUUACAUAACAUGGACUAUAUGGAAAGAAAGUCGAGAAGUGACAAAACUAAAGCUCGAGGUAGUGUACCUCAAAGCUUUGGUUAUGUUAAACGAUCCACGUCCAGCUCUAAUGGUAAAGGUGACCCAAGAACAGCUCAAGUUUCAGCCGUUCCUAGGACUAAAGUGAAAGUUUCUGGUGGUACUCAAACUGAUAUGAAGACAUACUCAGUAAGUGGCCCUAGUGCUACUCAACUAUCACAGAGUGUCAGGGAACGACUUAUGGCUAAUCAGUCUGAACAAGAAGCUAAAAUUGGCAGCCCUUAUGGAACAUGGAUGAGACACAGUCCUGUGCCACCUCACUAUACAGCUUCUCUGCCUUCUAGGACUGGUGCUAUAGGAGGUAUGAUUGAAGCUGAGAGCAUUGAAUCACUUCCUGCACAACUACAUCAUAGAGCAAGUUUAACCCAUUCACGGCUWAUGACUUCUGCAUCUCCAAAUACUAGUCCAUCACCUAGCCAGGCAAAUAGAAUAUCWAGGAGCAACAGCAUCAGCUACCUAAGAGAUCGGACAUUUCCAAGAUCAACAAAGUCAGAAAAACUAUAUCCAUCUAUGUUACAACGUUCGGAUGACCCAGAUUCAUACUACAGUAUACCUUAUGCAUCUUCCAAUCGGUCUGAUCAUCGCACUUAUCCCCAUGCCUCACAACCAACUAGCCCAACACCAGUUAGUCGCUAUAAUUAUCAAUCUCCUCAACCGAACCAUAGAUCAGUAAUUUCAUCACCAUAUGCAGCUUCUAUAAUGAGUAAAAUCAAUACAAAAGAUGAUGAUACUCAUGGAUCAGCUUUGAGUCUGAUAUCAACGGGAUCAUCAUCUUUGUAUAGUGGAAUGGGAGCAGAUGAAAAACAUGCACAAGAAGUUAGGCGCUUGAGAAGAGAUUUAAGUGAAGCACAAGAUAAAGUUCAUACAUUGACGAGCCAAUUAUCAACAAAUGCUCACGUGGUGUCUGCAUUCGAGCAGUCUUUAUCGAACAUGACUCAGAGGCUGCAACAGUUGACCGCCACGGCCGAGAAAAAGGAUCACGAGCUGCACGAACUGCGUCAAACCGUCGAGAUGUUGAGGAAACAAGGCGCCACCGAUUCGGGAAACCAUGCGAACGGCGGCGGCAACAACCACCAAAGGCGGCACACUAUCAAUUCCGUCGCCGAUUCUAGUACUGGUAAUAACAUUUCACGUCAACUGUCGACAGAUUCGGUUUCGAGUUUGAAUUCCCUGUCGUCGGCGUGCAGCGCGUCCAGUUCGGCACAGCAGUCCGAGGCCGACAAGAAGAAGAAAAGAGGAUGGGUACGACCAAACAUAUCCCUGCGCAGCUCGUUUAGCAAGGCGUUCUCACGAUCCAAAAAGAAUCGYAGCAACUCGUUAUCAGAUGCCGAAGAGGCGCACAUCGCCCGAAACCAUCAGAGCGCUUUUCUAUCUGACAUGUCUGCACCGUCAUCGCCGAUGCUCAACACUCCACAUGCGAACGGACUGGGAUUCAAGAACAGCCAUUCGUCAACGACGUGCGUGUUCCGAAUUUUGUGUUAA